CGGGGGUGGUAGUGAAUUUUAAAUGCUAAAUACGUGGAACGCGAAGUUUGUUUCUGUCGCGUUUAAAAAAACAUUCAGCUUUUCUGCUUCCCAUCAAAAAUGGUAAACUAAAAGAACCAGAAUGGGUGAGGUCAUUCAAUUAGUUCAGGUCUGCGAAUGAAUGACGCUUUGAGGAAUUUAGCAGGGAAUGAUCGUGCAGCAACUGCUGUUCUCGCUCCUGCUAUACCCUGCAGGGAGCGCUUCGAUAGAUUUAGGUCCAGUGAGUGUUCCAGGAGACAUUAUCCUCGGUGGUCUCUUUCCAGUCCACAAGAAGGGCGAAAGGACUGCUUGCAGUCAACAGAUCUACCAUCGAGGCGUACAAAGACUCGAAGCAAUGAUGUUCGCAAUCGACCGCAUCAACAGCAAUCCUCGUAUUCUCCCAAACAUCACCUUAGGUGUCCAUAUCUUAGAUACCUGUUCGAGAGAUACUUACGCUCUAAAUCAGAGCCUUCAGUUUGUCAGAGCUUCAGUCAACAACAUUGACACUUCCGCCUUAGAAUGUGUCGAUCACUCCAUACCUAGGCCUAGAAACAACUACACAGGACCGGUCUUUGGCGUCGUGGGGGGAUCCUACAGCUCAGUUUCUCUCCAAGUUGCCAACUUACUAGGUCUUUUUCAUAUUCCUCAAAUAUCGCCAGCGUCGACGGCAAAAGCGUUAAGUGACAAAACCCGAUUCGAAUAUUUUGCAAGGACGGUUCCUCCGGACACUUUUCAAUCUAGUGCAUUAGUGGACAUUGUUAAAAGUGUGAAUUGGAGUUACGUAUCAACCAUAUACUCCGAAGGAUCUUACGGAGAGUAUGGUAUAGAGGUAUUUCAUAGAGAAGCUCAAGAGAGAAACGUUUGUAUUGCCACCGCUGAAAAAGUGCCAAGUACUGCAGAUGAUCACGCUUUCGAUAACAUUAUUAUAAAGUUGAAAAAGAAAGUCAACGCAAGAGGAGUUGUACUCUUUACACGAGCCGAAGAUGCGAGGAGGAUUCUACAAGCUGCGAAGCGUCUGAAUGCUAGUCAUACAUUCUACUGGGUAGCAAGCGAUGGAUGGGGUAAACAACAGAAGUUAGUAGAAGGUUUAGAAGACGUAGCUGAAGGAGCUAUUACCGUUGAGCUACAAUCUGACAACAUUCCGGGCUUUGAUGAAUACAUGAUGUCACUUACACCAGAAACUAACCUCCGUAAUCCCUGGUUUGAGCAAUAUUGGGAAGAUACGUUUGAUUGCAUACUUGAAAAAAAUGUUCCACUCAUCACACAUACCAACUUCAAUGUUUGCAAGCCCGAACUGCGGCUUUCACAGAAAGUUGGAUAUGAACAAGAAAGUAAAGUGCAGUUUGUGGUGGAUGCAGUCUACGCGUUCGCUUUAGCACUUCAUAAUCUUUAUCGUGACUUGUGCAAGGACUACAGGAAGUCCGGAGUGUGCCCCGCGAUGACCCAAUACGACGGUGGAGAUUUCUAUAAAAAGUAUCUACUUAACGUCUCCUUCACCGAUCUCGCUGGAAGUCCUGUAAAAUUCGACCAUCGUGGCGACGGACUAGCCCGUUACGAUAUCCUCAACUACCAAAGACUAAUAAACGCUUCAGGAUACCACUACCGAGUAGUUGGAAAGUGGUUUAACUCACUUGAAUUAAAUUUAGACCACCUAGUUUGGAACAACAACCAAACUGUUCCUCCAACAUCGGCCUGCUCUCUCCCUUGUGAGCCCGGAAUGAUAAAAAAACAACAAGGCGACACAUGUUGUUGGAUAUGCGACAAAUGUGAAGAGUACGAAUACGUGUUCAACGAAUUCACAUGUAAGGAUUGCGGUCCUGGCUAUUGGCCUUACGAGGAUAAAUUGUCCUGCUACGCGUUGGAACUCCAAUACAUGCGCUGGGAUUCCCCUUACGCACUCGUUCCGGCCGCUUUUUCCUGCUUAGGAAUAUUAGUAACGCUGAUGAUAAUAGCCCUCUUCGUAAAACAUAACGACACGCCGUUAGUGCGCGCUUCUGGACGUGAAUUAAGCUAUAUGUUAUUGUUUGGCAUAUUAUUGUGCUAUUUGAACACUUUUGCGCUCCUGGCGAGGCCCACCACCGAGACCUGCAUCACCCAAAGGUUCGGGGUGGGGGUCGGAUUUUCCAUAAUAUACGGGGCGCUUCUUACAAAGACUAAUCGAAUCUCGAGGAUAUUUGAUUCAGCAUCUAAAUCUGCUCAAAGGCCCAGUUAUAUUAGCCCCAAGUCGCAGGUAAUCAUCACCUGUACUCUUAUAGCCGUGCAAAUUCUACUCACCCUCGUUUGGAUGAUCGUCGAACCACCCGGCACCAGGUUCUACUACCCCCACAGAAGUCAGGUCAUUCUAAAAUGUAAAAUUCAAGACAUGUCGUUUUUAUUCUCUCAACUCUACAAUAUGGUCCUAAUUACAAUUUGCACAGUAUACGCUGUGAAGACACGAAAAAUUCCAGAAAAUUUCAACGAAUCGAAAUUUAUUGGUUUCACCAUGUAUACAACAUGCAUUAUUUGGCUCGCAUUUAUCCCGAUCUACUUUGGAACAGGAAAUUCCUACGAGACCCAAAUCACCACAUUAUGUGUGGCUACUUCAAUGAAUGCAACGGUGGCCCUCGUCUGUCUCUAUUCGCCCAAAGUAUAUAUCAUAGUACUACACCCAGACAAAAACGUGCGAAAACUGACAAUGAACAGCGCAGCUUACAAGAAGUAUAACUCGGGACCUACCUCUACUUACACGGCUUCUUCAACUCAUAAAGGAGGAGAUCCCAGUGAAACCAUUCCUAUGCAAAACGUGGGCCCCAAUACUCCUUCAAGAAGUUCUUGUACAGCUGCGACUACUGAACCUGCAUCCGACAGUGUGGCUCUACUCUAAUACGAUUCUUCCAACUAAAGGUUUCUGCCCCUCGUCUCAAGACAUCAUUCGCUAACCAACUCAAUAUAAUUUAUUCUAAAUAUUGCCAUAUCUGUUGAAAAAGAUAAGUCGACUUUAUUAGAUGCUAUACUAAUGACCGUGCUUUUUAAAGUAGAGAAUAUCUAGGACCAAAACCUUGACUUGAACUUAAAGUAACUUGUUUCAUUUAAAAAGACAAUCUUUGUAAAUUAAAAUAAAUUAUUUACGCAUUGAUUUUUUUCGACAGACUUUAAAGAAAUUUAAGUUAAAAAAAUUCUUGACUGAGCGAAUAUGUUCUAACAUUAUUGUGAUAUUUUGUUUGGUUUUGACAUUAGACUGUGUGAUUAAAAAGUUUUAGCCGACGUCUUGCUAUCUUCAAUUUGUACGUCUGAACUCGGAAAAGUUUUCAUCCCUUCGGAACGAAAACUUUUUGAUCAUACGAGAUAAACCAAUUGUUUGGAAUUUUAAAUGUAGGUAAAUGUAGAAAAAAAAACAAUAAGGAAACUUUAUUUCGAGUAUAAUGAAUUAAUGAUUAAUGACUCAUACGCAACCAACGCUUGAAUUAAAUCCGAAAUAAAGUUUCUUUAUUAAUGUAAAUUAAUAAAUACAUAUCAAACUUGUAUUUUCUUGUUGUGUAUAAAUGGGUUUAUUUUUAGAGCAUUUCGAAAUGUAUUUCCGUUAAAAGUAAAAAACUCAUUUGCCCAGUGGUUGGUAUCCAAUUACAUUAUCAAUGUCUGACAUCAAUGUAAAAAAAACACAAAAUCCUGGCGCAAACUACUGUUGUUUUCUUUAUAAUUUUAAACGCAACAACGGCAUGUUCCCAAAUUUUUGUGAGCUGUACUAGUCACCGAAACUUUAUUUUACUGUAGAUUAAAUAAUUGUGAUAUCCUACAAAGUACAAUUUCAAUUUUAUCCUAGUGUUUUGUUGCUCUAUAUAAAUACGAAAUAAAUAA
This is a messenger RNA of Tribolium madens (black flour beetle), 3852 nucleotides long. RefSeq names its product metabotropic glutamate receptor (gene mGluR). Gene Ontology annotation, biological process: G protein-coupled glutamate receptor signaling pathway; regulation of synaptic transmission, glutamatergic. Gene Ontology annotation, molecular function: group II metabotropic glutamate receptor activity. Bases 188 to 2881 code for a protein of 897 amino acids. Gene Ontology annotation, cellular component: membrane. The record is from RefSeq and is a predicted model, not a curated record. The transcript is spliced from 13 exons. NCBI's taxonomy places the organism in Eukaryota, Metazoa, Arthropoda, Insecta, Coleoptera, Tenebrionidae.